This is a messenger RNA of Hibiscus syriacus, 1011 nucleotides long. RefSeq lists its product as uncharacterized. The transcript has a single exon. The record is from RefSeq and is a predicted model, not a curated record. NCBI's taxonomy places the organism in Eukaryota, Viridiplantae, Streptophyta, Magnoliopsida, Malvales, Malvaceae. The coding region runs from base 88 to 771 and encodes 227 amino acids.
UUUCCACCGCCGAGUUUUAUCUUAGUCAUUACAAUAUAAAAAUCGUUCUAAAAGAAAUUGCCAAAUACUGGAAAGUGUUUACAAACUAUGGAGAAACAAGCUAAACCCAAAAACAAGAUCCUCAAGUUCUUGCCCAAGGCAGCUUCAUCCGUGAGUUUCAGCUUUCAAAACCAUCCGUUUAGCCCUGGGAAGCAUAAAGCCUUUGUAGGGAAAGGAUUCUCCGGUCCCAUCGUUACCAUGAUUCCGGCUGAAGCUCGAACAAAAUCCAAGGCUGAUACCUUCCAAACUCAAGAACCGACUUCACCCAAAGUCUCAUGCAUGGGACAGAUCAAGCAUAAGAAAAGUAGGCUUGUUUUGUCUUCUAAACCUAAAGCCACGACUCCCGUCUCUGAAUCUUCUCCUUCCGGACAAGUAAAGAAGCAUGCAUCGAAGUUUAGGCGGAUUUUCAGUAUGGGGAAACCGACAAAGAAACCUGAGCAUGCGCCGAAAAUGCCUGAUAGAGCGCCUUCUUUGGGGCAAAUGAAGCGGUUCGCAAGUGGGCGUGAUGUUUUUGCUAGUUUCGAUUGGACGACUCAGAUUGCACCUUUGGAAGCUGAUCAUCUUAGGGAUUAUUACUCUGAUGAAGAUGAUGAGACAAGAGAUAGUGAUUUUGAAGAGGAAGACAUGAUCAUUCCCUUCUCAGCACCAAUCACGGUUGGUGGUGGUGGUGGGGUGCCUUUGCAGCCAAGGAAAGAAAUUAACAUAUGGUCCUGUGGAAAAGAAGAACCAUGAACCCACCUAGACCCCUUCAAUUGGAUCCCAUGGUCACCGCAAAUUGAUUGUUUUUUGUUUUAAAUAUAUUUGUUCCCCUUUGCCCUCCCCGUUCUUUCUUCUUCUUUCUUAUAUACAGUCAGAUUACUGCAAACAUAGACUGAUAAAACAUGGCGAAAUCUGUAAUAUAACUGAAUCUGUUGCUUCCUGGUUUCUGUACAGAUAAAAUAUAAAAUAUUUCUUGAUCACUACUUCUUCUUC